GUGAUUGCAAUGCCCGCACGCUCUUCAUUGAACCCAAAACAGUUCGCCUUCUCUCUCGGCGGCACCAAGACCUCUCCCGCCCGCCGCAUGCGUCGCCGUCGCAAUCGUAAUUAUUAAUUAAUCGAAAUUAGAAAUAUACGACAAAGCUAUAUCAACAUCAUCAUAAAAUCCGCUCCUCGCUCCUCGACGCGCAUGAAGUUUACAUUUUCUUUGUGUCUCAACGUAACGUGAAUUAUUUCGUGUGUGUUUCAUCGCGCAGCAUCCGCUGCUCCCGGUUUGUUUAUCCCGGCCGGUCGCACAGGCAAUAAACAAGCGCGGGGCGGACGUUAUCUAUGGAGUGCUUCUAAGUCGGUAGUGAUGAUAGUGGCGAUGCUGUGAUGAAUGUAAUUCGUGCGGCGUACCACAGACGAUAUGGAAACGCGACUCAAGUGGACAAUAGCGCUCUUCAAUUAUUGCAUAUUAUUAGCGGCUUUCGUCGAUUCGGACACUUUGAAGGACGUCGCACAAGGCGGAUGCAGUUUGAAUCACUUCCAAUGUAAUAACGGUCAAUGUAUUCCUCUCUAUUGGAAAUGUGAUACAGCUCCAGAUUGUUCCGAUGGCAGCGACGAACCGGAAUCCUGCCAAGAGGAGCGCGAUUGCCACCCCGGUCAGUUCCAGUGCCAAUACACCCACAAAUGUCUCCCAACUGGUUUCGUCUGCGAUGGAGAAUUCGACUGUGGAACCUCACUUGAAUACGGCCCGGAUAAAUCCGAUGAAGAUGUAGAUUCAUGCAGAUUGAAAGUAGCUGAAUGUCCAAUUAAUGAAGGACGAUGUGCAGAGUCCACAGACUGUAGACAUCUAUCUAAAUUCUGUGACGGCCAUAAUGAUUGUCCGAACAACAGUGAUGAGUGGAACUACUGCAGUACAAACAAAACAUGCGACACUACACAGUGUAACUUUGGUUGUGCCAUCACGCCGGAUGGUCCCAAGUGUUACUGCCCGAAAGGGAGGAAACCCGAGGGGAAUAAGUGUGUGGAUGCUGAUGAAUGUCUUGAUGAUGACACCUGUGCGCAGACUUGUGUGAAUACAGACGGGGGAUUUGAUUGUACCUGUGUUUCUGGUUACAUAAAGAAUAAUACUGCUUGUAAUGCUAUAAAUGUACCGGAAGAUGAAGCGCCAUCUUUAAUCAUCUCCACAUUACCGUCCAUACGAAGGGUUUCCAUGCAGGGACGUCCAUUACCAGGCAAUUCAGUCCUAGAAUUAUUGAAUAACAACGCACUUGAGUUUAACCAUCGCAAUAGAUCAAUUUGUUAUGUUCAUCAUAACAUGAGUAAAGCACACUUGGUCUGUGCCAAUGUGGAUGACUUCAAUGUCCGCUGGAAGAUGCCAAGUCCUUCGAUAUUCCCCGAAGUGGAUCUCAUACAACAAUUAGCUCUUGAUUGGGUUACCAAUAAUUGGUACUACUUGGACGACACUAGAGACAUGAUAUUCAUUUGUUCCAAUGAUAAUUCUAAGUGUAAUGUGUUGAUUGAGUAUGAUUUAAAGAAACCUAGGUCUAUUGCAUUGGAUCCUACACGUGGGUAUAUGUUUUUCGCAAAGUGGGGUAAUAGUCCCGCCAUGUUGGAACGUGCCAAGAUGGAUGGAAGUGAACGAAAACCAUUGAUUUACCAUAAGAUUAUUUAUCCGUAUGGUGUGACUGUAGAUUAUCCUACUGGGCAUGUAUAUUGGGUUGAUACUUAUUUGGACUACGUUGAGAAAGUUGAUUACACUGGGAAGAAUCGUAGGACUAUCAUGAAAGGCACUCCGGUACAGAAUCUGUACGGGAUUAACAUCUUCGAGAAUGUUUUGUAUGUUUCAUCAUGGCAUAAAGCAUCCAUUUUGAAAUUGGAUAAGGUUAGACAGAGUGUUACCACUGUUGUGCAGAAUAUCAACAGACCUUACAAUUUGCAUAUAUUCCAUCGACAACGACAACCGGAAGUUGCGCAUUCAUGUAAAACCAACAAUGGCGACUGUCAGCAUCUGUGUAUACCAAACUGGAAUCGCGACAUAGCUACCCGUACCUGUCUCUGUGCGGCUGGUUACAAAUUGAUCAACAACACCAAAUGUAUCGUGCAAACACCUCCGUCCUUUUUGAUGGUAGCCAAAUCCUUACCUGCCACAAUCAAAGGAAUCAACCUUAAUGAUUAUACUGAAGCUAUGGUGCCAAUUAUUGAGUUGAAACAACCAACAGCGUUUGAUUUUGAUGCCAGUUCACGCUCUAUCAUCUACUCCGAUCUGCAAAACGCAGUGAUUGAGAAAGCUACCAUUGAAGGAGGUGAGAAGACCACGCUUUCCGAUGAUGGUAUUGACAAGUGUGAUGGUAUCGCCUACGAUUGGCUCUCGAAGAAUCUCUAUUGGACUGAUGAAGGUCACAAUAGCAUCAGUGUGAUGCGAAUGUCAAACACCUCUAUUAGGAGGACGUUGAUUUUUGAUCGGAAGAUUCGCCCACGUGCGAUUGUUUUAGAUCCCAAGAGAGGUAUUAUGUAUUGGAUCAAUUUGUACGCGUUGGGGAUUCACAACAGUAUAGAAAUGGCGUGGAUGGAUGGCACUCAUAGAAGACUCAUUGUUAAGGAGGAAAUCAUGGAACCUACUAGCUUGGCUCUUGAUUUUGAAAGUAAAAGAUUGUAUUGGUGUGACGCAACGAAACAGCAAAUAUCCAGCGUGGAUUUCAAUGGAGAAAAUCGAAGAAUUGAUGUGGACACAGGACUGGAACAUCCUACGAAUAUUGUUUAUUUUAAUCGGACAUUUUACUACACAGAAUUUGGAUUUGUAAAGAUGUAUGAUAUGAAAAAUAAGACAGGAAGGAUCUUAGACCAUACAAACGCUCCUAUUUAUAACCUUAAAAUGUUUGAUACCAAAGCACAGAAAGGUACAAAUGGCUGCCAUGAUGAUAACAACAAUUGCACUGAGCUAUGCCUUCCGACACCUGGGAAAGUCGUAUGCUCUUGUUCAGAUGGUUUUGAAACCGUUGACAAGGAAUGUAGGCAAAUACAGAAUUAUUCCACACCGAUGCCAUGCGACGACGGAUUCUUCCAAUGCAACCGCACGAAGCGUUGUGUAUCCAAUCAGUAUUUAUGUGAUGGGUCUGACGAUUGCUCAGACGGAUCUGAUGAAAACACAGAACCCAAUGGUCCAUGCGCACAUAUAGAAUGCAAAGACUCAGAAUUUCGAUGUGACAAAACCGUAUGCAUCUAUAGACACUGGUUGUGCGACGGGGAAAAAGACUGCGUUGAUGGAACGGAUGAAAAUCCGGAAAAUUGUCCCACAAAAUGCGACUCCAAAGAUUUCCUGUGUAAAAAAGCGAAUAGAUGUAUCCCGCAUUUUUGGGUGUGUGAUGGUGCACCCGAUUGUGGCAUUAAUGAUUUGAGUGAUGAGAUGAACUGCAACAAGUCAAAAUGUGCCCUAACAGAAUUCUCCUGUAAAAAUGGAGAAUGUUUACCAAUCGACUUGUAUUGCAAUGGUGUUCCGGAUUGUACAGAUCAAACCGAUGAGUUGAAUUGUUCCACUUGUAAUAAAGCUACAGAAUUUACUUGUAUUGAAGAUAAAAGUUGUAUUCCUCUGACGAAACUGUGCGAUGGUGUACCUGAUUGUUCCGAGGGCACAGAUGAACAACAUUGUAAUGAGAACACGAAACCCAUAUGCAAUGAAAAACAUCAGUUUGCAUGUCACGCUCUGGAGUGCAUACCGAAACAAUUCUAUUGUGAUGGAAAGAUUGAUUGUACAGAUGGAGCUGAUGAAGUAAACUGCGAUUCGAAUAAAAUCAAGAAUGCAACUAAACAUCACGAUAAACCAAAGCCAGUGAUCGACAAAUUGAGUUGUGACCAUCCCAACAGAUUAUGUGACAAUAACACUGUGUGUGUUACAGCUAGGCAGCUAUGUGAUGGAAGAAAUGAUUGUGAAGAUGCCACAGAUGAAGGUUCAAGGUGCUGGGAGAAGUUGUGUGAUCACAGUUUGUUAUGUUCACAUAUCUGUAACAAUGCUCCAGAAGGUGUGGUGUGUUCAUGUCCGAAUAAAUUACACCUACAAUCUGAUGGUAUGAAUUGUAUGGAAACCCACGCAUGUGAAAAUUGGGGUGUUUGCUCCCAAAACUGCGAAGCGUAUGGAAAACGACAUAAAUGCACCUGUCUACCUGGUUUCGCCCUUGAAGGAGACGGGUUUACUUGUAAAAGCACCGAGAAAGCAACACCUUAUGUCAUAUUCAGCAAUAGACAUGAAAUUAAAGGCGUUGAUCUACAAUCUUUCAAUGUAAAGGCAUUGAUUUCCAGUCUGAAGAAUACAGUAGCACUAGAUUUCUUCCAUUCGAAUGAUACAGACAUGGUAUUCUGGACGGAUGUCAUCGACGAUAAGAUUUACCGAGGCAGUUUGAUUGAGAACACCCUUAGUAAUAUUGAACCAGUGAUCCAGACAGGAUUAGCUACAGCGGAAGGUUUAGCGGUUGAUUGGAUCGGCGAGAAUCUUUACUGGGUUGAAUCCAAUCUGGAUCAGAUUGAGGUAGCUAAAUUAAAUGGCAGCUAUAGAAGAACAUUGGUAGCUAGUGAAAUGGAGAGUCCUAGAGCUGUUGCACUGGACCCACGUGACGGUUGGUUGUUUUGGACUGAUUGGGAUAACGCAGCACCUCGUAUUGAACGUUGCUCCUUGGCCGGAUUGAAUAGAUCCAUUGUGGUUAGGGUUGAUCUCAAUUCAGAUGGCGCAUGGCCCAAUGGUCUCACCUUGGAUUAUGACUCCAGGAGGAUUUAUUGGGUUGAUGCUAGGUCUGAUUCCAUUCAUACCACAAAAUACGACGGAACUGAUCAUCAUGAAGUUAUGAGGAACCAUGACAUGUUAUCACAUCCAUUUGCCAUAACCUUGUUUGGGAACUAUGUAUACUGGACUGAUUGGAGAACGAAUAGCAUCGUGCGUGCGAACAAGUGGAACGGCGGAGAUGUUUCUGUUAUUCAAAGAACUUUAACACAACCGUUUGAUAUACAAAUUCUACAUCCCAGUAGACAACCACGAAAUGGUAUAAAUCCUUGCGGGAAGAAUAAUGGCGGCUGUUCGCAUUUAUGUUUACUGCAUUUGAAUUCAACGUAUCGUUGUGAUUGUCCACAUGUGAUGAGGUUGAACGCCGAUGGAAAAACAUGUGUUGUCAAUGAAAGAGUGCUAUUAAUAGCAAGGGCGAAUGAAAUCCGUGGUGUAGAUCUUCUACAACCCUAUUACCACACGAUUCCAACUAUCAGUAUGCCACAGGUGUUGUACCCAAGUCAAAUUGAAUAUCUUGCAUCGAACAACACAUUGUAUUGGGCUGAUUCUACUGCGAAUGAAGUGAAACGUUCCGGUCUCACAAUGGGACCAAUUCAAACGUUGAUAGACACAGGUCUAACUAACCCUACAGGUCUUGCUCUUGAUUGGUUGGCGAAUUUAUUAUUUGUCGGCUCACCAUCUGGUAUAACCGUUUGUAAUCUUGACGGUGAAUAUAGCGCAGUCCUGAUUGAAAAUAUCCACGUUAUAAGUCUAGCUGCAAACCCAUUGGAGGGUCAAUUAUAUUAUAUUACCCUCAGGGAUAAUCAGAGCUUUAUUGAGUCAAGCGCAAUGGACAGUAGCAAUCAUAAGGUUUUAGUAUCAAAUCUAACAUCAAACACCAAAAGUUUAAGCUAUGAUAAGGAGACGAAUCGUUUGUACUACGUGAGUGAUUAUGAUAUUUACUAUUACGGUAUUACCACGAAAGAGGUACAGAAGUUACCAAUGAAUAAAGGUGUGGUCCUGGCUGCGACUGUCUACAAAGAUUUCGUGUAUUACGCGGAUGAUGACGCGCAAAGCAUCCGUUCUGUACAUAAAACCACAGGGGGAUCAGAAACAUUCCUCAGGGCAAGUAGUUCGGUGUUGGCACUGAGGAUCUAUGACCCUAAUGAACAACGCGGGGCACAUCCAUGUGGCAUGCACAAAUUGGGAUGUCAACACCUAUGUUUACCCAAAUCUGCUGGUGAAUACACUUGUAAAUGUGCUGAUGGGUUCUUCAUAGACCCAAAAGACCCACGUGGAUGCUUAGGUAUUGAAGAGUUUCUGUUCUACUCCAUUAACUGGGAGAUUCGUGGGAUGCUUCUUAAUGGCAGUAAUGAAACACAAGUUCUCGGACCUAUUUCCCGAGUCUCCAUGGCGAGCACGAUUGACUACUUGGCUAGUGAUAAUUUGAUCUUUUGGGCUGAUAGUGAUCAUGGUUUGAUCACGAAAAUCGGUAGGGAUGGUACCGCGAGGAAAACAGUGAUUGAACAGAAUGAUGGAAUGGAGUCUGUGAAUGUCGAUUGUUUGGCGGGUUUGGCCAUUGAUUGGUCAGCACAGAAUAUGUAUUGGAGUGAUCCCAGACAAGGGAACAUCCUCGUGUCCAGAGUCAAUGGAUCAGCGAAAUAUGUGGUGUUGUCAGUAGACGUGGGAACACCAACAGUUCUUGCUUUGGAUGCUCAUUAUGGUAUCUUGGUUUGGGCUGGAGAUCAAAAAUUAGAACGAGCUGGUCUGGACGGUAGCAAUCGGCAGUUGUUGGUUAACAAUACACUAGCCACCAUUACGGAUGUCACCUUAGAUAUGGAUAAUCAGUAUAUUUACUGGUGUGAUUCCAGUAGUAACACUAUUGAACGGAUGAGGUACAACGGCACUGAUCAUUCGGUGUUGUUGAAUCAUUCUUUGCAGAACCCGGUUGCGUUGACUUUAUUAGAUGAUAUGUUAUACUGGGUAGACACAAACCAUGAACGUGGGAGUAUAAAAUCAGCAAAUGUCAACAAUUUAUCAGACUUCCAAAUACUCCUGAGCAAAGCAGGUGAUUCUCUAAAGGAUAUUCAGGUCUUUUCAAAGAGGAAACAAAAAGUGAAGAAUGUUUGCGCUGUCAAUAAUGGCGGGUGUGAGCAGUUGUGUUUGUUCAAUGGAACACAUCCUGUUUGUGCUUGUCCGCAUGGUACAUUAGCAUCAGAUGGAAAAACAUGCAAAGAAUAUGAUAGUUUUGUGAUGUAUUCCCGAGUGGUGAGCAUCGAAUCAAUCCACAUGACGAACGCGGCCAUUCAAAACUCGCCAUACCCAAGCAUUAAAAACACUUCUUUAAUGCGGAACGCCAUUGGUAUGACUUUCAACUACAAGCAGAAGAGAUUGUUCUACUCUGACAUCCAAAGGGGUUCAAUCAAUACAGUGUUCUUUAACGGAAGUGGUCAUGCUGUACUCGUAGAAAGACAAGGAGCUGUUGAAGGUGUAGUUUACGAACAACUAUACAACGCAUUAUACUGGACCUGUAAUAAUGACCCAGCUAUACGAAGAGCGAACUUAACAGACAAUGGAACCAACCGUACCCAAGUAGAAACAGUCCUAAAACUUCAACCUGAUGAUAAACCGAGAGGUAUUGCAGUUGAUAGUUGUGGAGCGCGUAUAUAUUGGACCAACUGGAACCUACACCAGCCCAGUAUUGAACGUGCUUAUCUCACUGGUUUCCAACGCGAAGUGAUUAUAAGUACAGGAAUUAAAAUGCCAAAUGCAAUUACCCUAGACCACAAGGCACAGAAACUUUACUGGAGUGAUGCCAGAAUAGACAAGAUCGAACGUUGUGAAUACGAUGGAACCGGGAGAGUUAUCCUUGCUAAGGUCACACCACAACACUCUUUUGCUCUAAGUGUCUAUGGUGAUUAUAUCUUUUGGACUGAUUGGGUACUGCACGCCGUUCUUAGAGCGGAUAAACUCACAGGUCAGAAUGUAGUGUGGUUGAGACGUGAUGUCGCGCGUCCAAUGGGUUUGAUCACUGUUGCUGAAGACACUUUUGAUUGUUUCUCUAAUCCUUGUAAAAUACUAAACGGGGGAUGUGAAGAUAUUUGCGGUUUGGCUGCAUCUGGAGAAGUGCAAUGUGCUUGUUCAGAUGGACGGACAUUAUCCGACGAUGGUAAAAGAUGUUUGAAGAAAGCAACCACUUGCAAUGGUGAUUCUUUCCGAUGUACCGAUGGCGGUUGCAUACCAUUUGUGCUGUCUUGUGAUGGUACCCCACACUGUAGUGAUGGAAGUGAUGAGGAACCAGGUUAUUGUGGACAUAGGACCUGUCCCCAUCUGUUCCAAUGUUUGAAUAGAAGGUGUAUCACUUUUAAUCUAACUUGUAAUGGUGUUAAUGACUGCGGGGAUGGGACAGAUGAAACAAAUUGCACGUGUCCCGAAGCGACAAGUUUCCGAUGCACGAAUGGUUUAUGCAUUAAUAAGAAAUACCGUUGUGAUGGUGAUCCUGAUUGUUCGGAUUCAAUAGAUGAGGUGGGAUGUCCCCCGGUGAAAUGUGAUAUGAAUUUCCUCAACUGUGCCAAUACAACAGCAUGUAUCCAACCUGUGUGGAUCUGUGACGGAGAGAAUGAUUGCUGGGAUAACUCAGAUGAACAAAAUUGCACGAAAGCAACAUGUAAAAAUGGAGAAUUCGGAUGUAGAAACGGAAAGUGCAUACCAAAAUCGAAAGUGUGUGAUGGUAUCGAUGAUUGUUUAGAUGGAAAACUCAGUUCUGAUGAAUUAGAGUGUAAAGGACGUCGUUGUGCACGAGAAGAAUUCAUGUGCCAAUCAAACUCAGCGUGUAUUCCAAUGCAUUACAGAUGUAACGGACAACGGGAUUGUACUGAUGGAUCAGAUGAAAGAGACUGCCAGCAAGAUUGCCGAUCAGAUCAAUUCAAAUGCAAGAAUAGUACUGAAUGUAUCCCCAACUCUUGGCAAUGUGAUGGUUCUCCAGAUUGCAAAGACGAUUCAGACGAGAGUUUGCAUUGUGCAUCGAUGACCUGCGCCCCAUGGCAAUACCGUUGCUCAACCGGCAGUUGUAUACCAUGGUCGUAUGUAUGUGAUGACGAAUAUGAUUGUGUUGAUAUGAUGGAUGAGAAUCCCGAACAUGGAUGCAACGCGAUGGCGUGCGAAGAAGAUCAGUUCCAGUGUGCGAAUCACAUGUGUAUAUCCAAGGUGUUCUUCUGUGAUGGCGACGCGGAUUGCUCCGAUAACAGUGAUGAACCAGCAGAUUGCCAGAAAUCACAAGAGUGCUUCCCUGGCGAGUUCAGAUGUCCAUCUGGGAAAUGUAUUAUCGACUUGUUUGUUUGUAAUGGAAGAGAUGAUUGCGGUGAUGGCGCUGAUGAAGUAAAAUGUAGAGAGGAUUCGGUUACUUGCAAUGGCCGCGGGUUGUUCAAGUGUACCAAUGGUGUCUGUAUCAAUGAUACAUUACUCUGUGAUGGGGAGAAUAAUUGUGGAGACUUUUCUGAUGAAAACAGAUGCAAUAUAAAUGAAUGUGAAUCACAAACCUCACCGUGCCAUCACAAGUGUAUCGACAAAGUGGUUGGUUACGAGUGCGCGUGCAAUACCGGCUUCAAAGUAGAUGUUAACGACACCAAGCAUUGUGUUGAUGUGAACGAAUGCGAGGACCGUCCCUGUAGUCAAGUGUGCAAUAAUACAAUAGGUUCGUAUAAGUGCGACUGUGUUAAAGACUUCAACCUCGCCGAGGAUCAACGAACUUGCCGCGGGAAUAGCUCGAUAAAUGCUAUGCUGAUGUUAGCAAACAGGUAUUACAUCCGUGAAGUGAAUCUCAAUGGCUUCUCUCAUUUACGAGUCCACAACUUAACUAACGCUGUCGCCUUGGAUUAUGACUAUGCAAAUCAAUGCAUUUAUUGGUCAGAGGUGACCACAGCAAGCAGUUCUAUCAAAAAACUAUGUAAUUCAACAGCAAACGCGAGUCAAGUGAUUCUACAUUCAGCAACCCUGCAGAAUCCUGAUGGCCUCACCAUGGACUGGGUUGGUAAGAACUUGUACUGGUGUGACAAAGGGUCUGACACAUUAGAAGUCUCAACUUUGGAUGGAAAGUUCAGGAAAGUUUUGAUUUCCGACGGUUUACAAGAACCUAGAGCUGUUGCGGUGGAUCCCAUUCGAAAAUAUCUCUACUGGACCGAUUGGGGAGCGAAUGUGCACAUUGGCAAAGCUGGUAUGGAUGGUUCCGAUCCACAUAUAAUUAUCGACGAUAAAAACCACAGUCUUGGAUGGCCCAAUGCGUUGACGAUUGCGUAUGACACGCAGGAACUCUUCUGGGCGGAUGCUCGGGAAGAUUACAUUGCUGUUUCCGACCUGUAUGGAAAACACAUCAAGAUUGUCGCCAGCAGAACACAAAAUUCCGAAUUACAUUUGCAUCAUGUGUUUUCAAUCGCCGUGUGGGAGAACUACGUCUACUGGUCAGAUUGGGAAACAAAAUCUGUUGAACGAUGUGAUAAAUAUCGAGGUGAUGAUUGUUCUACCUUACUAACAACUGUCCACAGACCAAUGGACCUGAGGAUAAUCCAUCCGUUGAGACAACCUGAAGUAGAAAAUCCAUGCGAGAAGACUAAUUGUACUGGCAUUUGUUUGUUAUCACCGAAUCCGCCGUAUUACACCUGCGCAUGUCCGGAAAGUUAUGUCCUAAGUCAUGAUAAUCACUCGUGCAUUUCCAACUGCACAACGGCACACUUCGAAUGCAAAUCAACAUACAAAUGCAUUCCAUUCUGGUGGAAGUGUGAUACCCAGGAUGAUUGCGGAGAUGGAAGCGAUGAACCACCAGAUUGUCCAGAAUUCAAAUGUUUCCCUGGGCAGUAUCAGUGUAAGAACGGACAUUGUAUACAUCCAUCUACCUUGUGCAAUGGAAUCAAUGAUUGUCAGGACAAUAGUGACGAAGUUAGCUGUGAUACGUAUUCCUGUACUUCUAACCAGUUCAAGUGUCAAGGCAAUGGUACAAUUGGUCCGCGAUGUAUAGGUAGCAAUCAAAGAUGUGACAAAAUAACAGACUGUCCACUUGGGGAGGAUGAAAAGGACUGCCCACCAGCAACAUGUCUACCUUUCCAAUUUAAGUGUGCGAAUGAUAAAUGUAUUCCUCUGGUUUGGGUAUGUGAUAAAGACAACGAUUGUGAAGAUGGUUCCGAUGAGUUUGCGAAUUGUACACUGAGAACAUGCCCAAGUGACCACUUCAGAUGUGGGUCAGGCAGGUGUAUUCCGAAAUCAUGGCAGUGUGAUGGAGAACCAGAUUGUAACGACGGUGAAGAUGAACCCGCAUCAUGUUAUUUACCAGAUUAUCAUACAUGUGCAGCGACUUACUUCAAAUGCACUUCCAAUAGAUGUAUCCCAGGGCGAUGGAGGUGUGACGAUACAAAUGAUUGUAAAGAUGGUUCGGAUGAAAUCGGCUGUGUUCCACGAAACUGUUCAGAAAGUGAAUUCAGAUGCGGAGAUGGCAAGUGUAUUCGAGGCAGUUACCAAUGCGAUGGUGAAUUCCACUGUGAAGAUAGAUCUGAUGAAUUGGAAUGUAACGCUAAGUGUAUGGACGGAGAGUUUCAAUGCCACAGCCCGAAGUAUUGCAUCUCGAUGAGCUGGAAGUGUGACGGGGACUUUGACUGUGCUGAUGGAUCCGAUGAAAUCAACUGCAGUAAAUGCCCGGAUAAUGGCUUCCAAUGUAAAGACGGAAUGUGUAUCCAUCCGGAAUGGAGGUGUGAUGGUCAGAGUGAUUGUGGUGAUGGUUCUGAUGAAGAGUUAAGUCUGUGUGUUACCCUUGCUUGUCCACCUGGUAGGUUAAGAUGCAGUAACCAUCGAUGUAUCCCAUUGGCGCAGGUAUGUGAUGGGCAUGAUCAAUGCGGAGACAAUAGCGAUGAAGAAGUGCAAAUGUGUAAGACCUAUCAUAUUUGCCCAGCGACACAGUUCCACUGCAAUAAUGGAAAGUGUAUUGAUAAGAAAUUGAUGUGCGAUGGAGAGAACGACUGUGAUGAUAAUUCUGAUGAGAUGGAUUGUAAUCAUUCUAUCUGCCAAUAUGGCAACUGCUCACAGAUGUGUUUCGAGAGUAAAGAUAAACACUUCCAUUGUAAAUGCUCAUCAGGAUUCCAUUUGUCUAUUGAAGGAGGAUGUGAAGCGCAAGGUGAUCCAGCCCAGUUGGUAAUCGCUGCUGAAGCAGAACUCCGAAUGAUAUCACCGUAUAAAUCAGGAAUCACCAAUCAAAACAACAAAGCUCUUUUAUCUUCAGACCCUGGCUACAAAGUCGACGCAUUAGAUAUUCUGUACACACCAGCAGGAAUAACUGUGUUCUGGACUGAUCAUCAAAACAAGAAGGUGAAGAGUAUGAAACUUCAACUAUCCAGAGGUAACUCCAGGAAAAUCCGUGAAGCUAACUCCCACGUGGUUCUGAAUAAUUUGAAGAAUCCCAGAGGGUUAGCAAUCGAUUGGAUUGGUAAACGAAUCUACGUCGCUGAUGGAACCAGAAUCAUUGCAUCCGCAUUAGACGGCAGCCAUUAUUACACCGUGCUCAGCGGUUACAUGAAUCAACUAAGAGAUAUUGCUGUGGCCCCUGUUGAAGGUUUGAUGUUCUGGGCAGAUUGGGGGCCAGCCCCACGGAUUGAAACAGCUUACAUGGAUGGAAACAAACGCCACGUGUUGAAAUUCACAGGCAUUCUAUGGCCUACAGGUUUGGCUGUUGAUCAUCCCGCAGCACGUUUAUAUUGGUCUGAUGCUAAGGCAUUAACCAUUGAAUCAGCGAAAUAUGACGGAUCUGAUCACCAUGUUGUGAAAAGAUUCACUUCAGGUGUGAAACCAUUCAAAUUAGAAGUAUUCGAAGAUUAUAUCUACUUCUCUACGUUAAACACACAUAACAUCAUGAAAAUGAACAAGUUUGGAUCUGGAAAUGCUUCGCAUUUAGCACAAGGCCUACCACGUAUUGCAGACGUGUUGAUAGUGCAAGCACAUCGCCAGGAACCGACUAAUAAUAGAUGUCACGACUUCUGCAACCCCACAGAAUUUUGUCUGUUGAGUGCCAAUCAAGCAACAUGCACUUGCCCGGAUGGUUACGCUAAAGAUAAUCUUACUUGUCGUCCAGAAACACCUACCACAGGAUGUAAUCUCAAUUGUAAUACAGGUGUCUGUAAGGUGUCAGGACUGGAACAACGGUGUGUCUGUCCCCCGCUUUAUUCAGGCUCGCAUUGUGAGCAUUACAUCUGCUCACAAUACUGUCACAACAAAGGAACUUGCUACAUAGAUCUACUCUCAACUACUGACCUACAAAACGAACCACCACUGAAAUGUAUUUGUCCACCCGAAUGGACCGGUGAUCGUUGUGAUGAACCCGUGAGUGUCUGCGACGGAUGGUGCCAAAAUGGCGGCACAUGUUUCAGCAGUGCCACGCAAGUUAAACAAUGUGACUGUAAACCAGGCUAUACUGGAAACAGAUGUCAACAUUGUAGUACUCUCAAAUGUUACAACGGAGGUGUCUGUACAAGAGACACCUCGAAUUCAGAAGUGUGCACAUGCCCACCAGGGUUCACAGGUGCUACGUGUCAAGUAUCUCAAUGCACGAAAGGUUAUUGCAAUGAUCAUGGCAAUUGCCAAGCCACCAAAUCAGGUCCGAAGUGUUUAUGUAACAAUGGUUAUACCGGAAGCAGAUGUGAGCAGAACAUCUGCGAUGGCCACUGUCAAAAUGGCGGCAUAUGUAAAGUGGGCACCAAGCAAGCACGAUGCGAAUGUCCACCGAAUUUCGCCGGCAGACGCUGUGAAGUGAAACUAUGCGUUCCACCUGAAUGUACAAACAGUAAUAACUCAUGCGGAUGUUUAAACAAUGGCGUGUGUGUAUAUGGUAAUUGCAGAUGUCCGGAUGUGUACGGUGGGCCCAAAUGUGAGGAAUACAUGGGUAACGCUAAUCCUUGUAUACAUUUCUGUCAAAACGACGGCGUUUGUGAGAUUGGCGGUUUACACAGGAACCCAAUUUGUCAUUGUUUACCAGAAUGGACUGGGGAGAGAUGCGAUAGUCCUGUAAAGUGUCGCUUCUUCUGUCAAAAUGGCGGCACGUGCCAUCUACGCAAUGGUAUACCAUAUUGUCUCUGUCCGUUCGAUUACGAAGGCAGUAAUUGCGAGAGUUAUAAGCAUGAAGACGUGGAAAUCUCACCGCAGGCAAGCGAGGACAACGAGAUCCUCCUGCCAGUACUUUCCGUCCUUGGAAUUAUCGUGCUGAUCGCGUGUAUGCUCGCCGUUGCGUUCUUUAUAUUCCGCAGGCGCACGGCGUUCUCACAUGAGCGACUACAAGAGAAUGAUUUUAAUAAUCCGAUGUACCAAGAAAGGGAUGCAGAACCUUUUACAUUAGAUACAGAUAAGUCGAAUAAUUUUGUAAAUCCCGUGUAUGAAACCGUCUACAAUGGUUCCAGCGGUGCGAAAGAGGAGAAAACCGGUCUACUGCAGCAAGAUGGCAGUGAGGAUGCACUUCCCUCAACGCAGGAAGAGACAUAAAGAGCCAUAAUCAUAAAUAUGUAAUUUAAAAUCACCACGAAACGAUCCGCCCGCAGCGCGGCGACGCAAUAAUUUUGAUUUGAACCGGGAGCCAUCCGUCCAUUGCUGAAUGAUGUUGAUGUCUUCCCUGUUCGCUGUGAAUUGUGCCAUUUUUUCGUUACGGAGACUCAAUUGCGCGCGACGUGUUUUUCUAAUUUGACGACGGCAGCUCGUUUUUUCUACUAUGUUGUGUUUUCUUUUGUAUUUGUACGUUGUUGUGAUCUUGAAUUUUUGGCUCAACUGCAACAAAUUGUGAUUUAAAUUGAACAAAGAACGUCCUACUAAUUACGUUUUACGACUAACCAAGUAAUCAAUUCGACUGAUGAGACUAUACAGAAUAGAUUUUAUAUUUUUGUCCGAUGUACGAUUUAAAAAUGCGACGUAACGUUUAAUUAUAUUCGUAUAAAUAAUAAUUUUAUGUAUAAAAACAAACUUGUGUACAAACGAUGCGAGAGAUUAGGUUUGUAAUGAGAAUGUGAAGCGAUUUGUGCCGAAAAAAAAACGAUACUCCAUGUAAAAA
Molecule: messenger RNA, 14803 nt
Organism: Dalotia coriaria
Lineage: Eukaryota; Metazoa; Arthropoda; Insecta; Coleoptera; Staphylinidae
Gene: LRP1
Product: LDL receptor protein 1
Exons: 10
Coding region: 412-14244 (4610 amino acids)
Cellular component (GO): signaling receptor complex; plasma membrane
Molecular function (GO): low-density lipoprotein particle receptor activity; protein binding; calcium ion binding
Source: RefSeq, a predicted model, not a curated record